AAAUAUUAAUUCCUAUUCUAAUGGCAAUUCCUUCCGCCCCUUCUUGAUACAGAGCUAGAGCUUAUCCAUAUCCCGCUCAGUCCCUGACUGGAGCAAAUUCAAGAGUGGUGGCAAUGCACUCUAAACACUGAUCGUUGUCUUAUUGUGAUCGUGAAGAGCCAAGCUGGAACUCGCUCCGGCGGUGUGAUUCUGCGCUUCGGGAAACCCAGCCUUCAACAUAUCAAUCAAUGGUGGGAGAAGCCUCGAUCGUAUAAUCUUCCCCUUUUUUGCUUUUGCAAUGAGAGGUUGACUAGAGAAGCGACGACGUUCACCUGAAUGUUCGUGUACCUGGAUUAAAUUAGUGUUCGCAAGGCGGAGAGAAUCUCUAGAGUGCAGAGAUUGACGGAAGCCUCUUCUUUGGCCCUGGUUUUUUUUUUUUUUUUUUUUUUUGCCGAAGAGAAAUUGAGGCCUCUUCAAUUUCGAACACUUGUGGACUCUUCAGCUUGUCGAGGAGCACUUCCUCUAAUCCACUGGGUCAAUUUUAGAUUUGUCGGUCUCAGAUGAGAACGAAGCGUCGCGUGAGGAAUAUCAUCUUGGUCGGGUCGACGAUUGGAGCGGGAGCGAUGAAUUGGAUGGAUCUGGCUCGUUACUGGAACAUGGAGAUCCGGAGUGGCCUCCCAAAUUUCCAAUUCCUACUCUCCAAUGCUUCUCCCAGUCCGCCACUUUUGCCUAGCUUAUCUCCCAGAAAUGUCCUCGCCACUUAGCUCCCGGCGUUUUGCUUCGCUGCCACGUAGGGGUGGUAAUCGGUCGGUAUCCGGUAUACCGGAUACCGAAUAGCCGGUAUUCGGUAUACCGGCAAUUGAAAUUCUUCCACCGAAUACCGAUACCGAAAAUUAUCCGGUAUACCGGAUAGUCGAUUACCGGUAUUUUAACCGGUAUACCGGGUAGAUCGUUUUCUUUCAAAACUGCUGUCAUUGAAUUGUGAGUUCUAAAUUCACUGAAAAUAAACCUUUCAAAUUGCAAUACUUUUUAAUAUGUAGAGAAAUGUCCAAAGAUGGAAUAUGUAGAGCUUGUAUGCUCUCUCUCUACACCUUGUGAAGUUUAGAUGGUGAUGAUGCAUUCUCAUUGCAUGCGAAGUCUGGUCGUUUUUUAUUCUUUUUAUUUGUACAUGGUUUGAUUUGUACGUAUUCGGUAUACCGGAGUAUCAUGUCAGCACUACAAGCAAGCAACGUGUGAGGAAGGUGUCAUCUCACGUGUUCGGUAUACCUCCGGUAUACCGAACACGUGAGAUGACACCUUCCUCACACGUUGCUUGCUUGUAGUGCUGACAUGAAGAUGCUAUAAGAAGAUACAGAGAAGACAAGAGGAGAUCUGAAUUUAAAGUUUGUGAUUUUAUAAUAUGCACAAUUCAAGGGCAGUGCAUAAUUGGUCUAGAUAUUUUGUUGAUUAAAGGCUUAUGUAAAGACUAGACGUGGAUAUAUUGUUGUAAGGUAAGAAAGAAAACUUUCUUCCCUUGUUCUUCUCUCUACCUGCCGACAAGCUCUCCCUGCUCCCUCCAAUUUCAUUUCCAAAACCAAUUGCCCAAUUACCAUCCAAUUAUAUAUCCCACCAAUUAAACAAACAACACCAAAUGCCAAGAUCAAAUCCCAAAAUCAACACUUUUAUAUAUGCUAUUCGGUAUUCCGGUAUACCGGAUUGCCGUCGGUAUAUUACUGGGUAUUAUCCGGUAUACCGUUAUGCCAAAUAACACCAUCGAAUACCGAUACCGUCGGUAUUCGGUAUACCGGAUACCGUCGGUAUCUGGUACGCUAUCCGAUAAUAUCGAAUAUCGGUUUACCGAUUACCACCCCUAGCUGCCAGGCUCCUUUACUUACCCCAUUUGUCCCCCAGCCUCGAGAAGAAUGUCGGAAAGGCCGUUCCUGCCCUAGACCAUACCGCCUUUCACCGCAUCCCAAAUGGGCGAGCUAAAGCAGAUCUUCCACACAGCCGACAACUCGAUGAUGGAGGUCAUGAUCGUGAACUCGCUGACCGAGCUUGAGCGCUCUCUGAGCCCCGGCGAGACGAAGCGGUGCGUGGGUCGGCAGACGACAUGAUUGACUUCGCCACGUCGGUCCUGGGGUCGGAGCGUGGAAUUGGUAGCAAACUAAAAAUGAUUUUUUUAUAUUAUUUUUUAAUUUUUUAUAUUAUUUUUUAGUUGCCACGUCAUCAAACUAACAGUCAAAGCCUUUGGUUGACUGCCACAUAGGUAGGAGUGUUCAAAUGGUUACCAUGGUUAUUACCAAACCAAAUAAGGCUAAAUUUCAUUA
Messenger RNA from Linum trigynum, 2285 nucleotides. The record is from the annotation of a GenBank genome assembly. NCBI's taxonomy places the organism in Eukaryota, Viridiplantae, Streptophyta, Magnoliopsida, Malpighiales, Linaceae.